UCACGUUCACAGAAUGACAGAACCGCGCCCACUCCACUCCCACGGAGAUGGAGGCGAUAAGAAGUUGACAGGCUGAUCCCCAAGACCCCAACCGAAAGCCGCGACGCGAAGCCUCUCCUCUCCUCUCCUCUCCUUCUCCCUCCUCCAGCACCGGCAGCCGUCAAGCUCCUCUCUCCCACCCGGAACCGCGCCCCCGCAGGAGCACGUACGACACGACGACAAGCGGCAGCAACAAUGGUGGCGGCGGCCGUGGCCGAGCGGGCCUACGCGGCGGCGACGCGGUCGGCGCUGGCGGCGCUGGAGCGCAACCUCAUCCCGGACGCGGUCACCCGGCGCCUCACGCGGCUCCUGCUCGCGCAGCGCCUCCGCCAGGGCUACCUCCCCUCCGCGCCGCUGCAGCUGCAACAGCUCCUCCAGUUCGUCCACUCUCUUCAAGAGAUGCCCAUUGCGAUAGAAACGGACAAAGCUAAAGCCCAACAUUAUGAGUUGCCAACAACAUUUUUCAAGUUAGUGCUCGGAAGGAAUCUCAAAUACAGUUCCUGCUACUUCCCUGACGAUUCAAGCACCCUAGAAGAUGCUGAGGUUGCAAUGAUGGAACUGUAUUGCGAGAGGGCAAAAAUACAGGAUGGACAGAGCAUCCUUGACGUUGGAUGUGGAUGGGGAUCCCUUUCACUGCACAUUGCAAAGAAAUAUAGGAACUGCAUUGUAACAGGGAUAUGCAACUCUACCACACAAAAGGCUUUUAUAGACGAGCAAUGUAGGGAAAAUGAGCUAUCAAAUGUUGAGAUAAUUGUGGCAGAUAUCAGCAAGUUUGAGAUGGAGCGUUCUUUUGACAGGAUCGUAUCCAUUGAGAUGUUUGAGCACAUGAAAAACUACAAGUCACUUCUUACGAAGAUAUCCAAGUGGAUGAAAGAGGACAGCUUAUUAUUUGUUCACUUCUUCUGCCACAAGACAUUGGCAUAUCAUUUUGAGGAUAACAAUGAUGAUGAUUGGAUCACAAGAUAUUUUUUCACAGGAGGAACAAUGCCAUCGGCAAACCUUCUUCUCUACUUUCAGGAAGAUGUAUCUGUGGUCAAUCAUUGGCUUGUCAGUGGUACGCAUUAUGCUAGAACUAGUGAGGAGUGGCUGAAGCGUAUGGACCGGAGCAUCGUUUCCAUUAGGCCCAUUUUUGAAAAAACUUACGGGAGGGAAUCAACUACCAAAUGGAUAGCUUAUUGGCGGACAUUCUUCAUCUCUGUCGCUGAACUUUUCGGGUACAAUAAUGGUGAUGAAUGGAUGGUUGCACAUUACCUGUUCCAAAAGAAGUAGGAGCUGCAGCUCCUUUUUCUCAUGCAAAGUACAAUCACUGAGAAGCACCCGUUCAGAAGUCGUUUCCCCUGUAGCCCCAGUAGUGAUUCAGUAAGCUUGCCGUGUGCCUAAACGAACAGCCCAUUUUCAUGCAUUCAGUUGUACUUGUAUUUAAUAAGGUGCUUCACAGUGGUUUCACCAAUUAAAUAGCAAAUCAUGGUGUUAGAAGUUCAUGUUGUACGUCAUCAGUCCUUGUUUUAUAUGUUAUUGAGUUACUCCUUCAGAUGUUUUGUAAAGAGCAUACCUUUCUGUCUUCUGGAUGGCACCUUCAUAAGAAUGGCACCUUCAUAAGAAUGGAAGUAUGGAACUA
Molecule: messenger RNA, 1657 nt
Organism: Setaria italica (foxtail millet)
Lineage: Eukaryota; Viridiplantae; Streptophyta; Magnoliopsida; Poales; Poaceae
Product: (S)-coclaurine N-methyltransferase
Exons: 8
Coding region: 235-1308 (357 amino acids)
Source: RefSeq, a predicted model, not a curated record